GUCUUACGUGCACCGAGGCAAAUUUAAUGACAAUUUUCCAGUUGCCGUGGGGCAGCAAUCCAUCAUGGGGCACAGUAUGGGAGGUCACGGAGCACUAGUAUGUUCUCUGAAGAACCCUGGAAUGUUCAAAUCCGUAUCGACAUUCUCAGCUAUAUCGAACCCUUCGCAAUGUCCCUGGGGAAUCAAGGCAUUCACGGGGUAUUUGGGGCCCAAGGAGACCGGAUCUUGGAGCGAAUGGGAUGCCACAGAGUUGGUAAAGAAAUAUAAUGGGCCUCCACUUGAACUGCUGUUAGAUCAGGGUUUGGCAGACAAUUUCUUGGAGAAGAAGGAACUUUUGCCAGAGAAUCUGCUGGAAGCUUGUAAAUCCGCAGGUGUGUCGGCUAUUUUGAAGAAGAGAGAGGGCUACAAUCACAGCUACUUUUACAUUGCGACCUUCAUUGGUGAACAUAUAAAAUACCAUUCUGAGCAUCUGACAAGCAAACUGUAAUAAAAUGUUAUUAUCUGUUUCUUGAUUUAUAUACCCCACUGAAAAAUAAAGGCAAUGACACUUUA
Molecule: messenger RNA, 552 nt
Organism: Leptinotarsa decemlineata (Colorado potato beetle)
Lineage: Eukaryota; Metazoa; Arthropoda; Insecta; Coleoptera; Chrysomelidae
Product: S-formylglutathione hydrolase
Biological process (GO): formaldehyde catabolic process
Cellular component (GO): cytosol
Molecular function (GO): S-formylglutathione hydrolase activity
Source: RefSeq, a predicted model, not a curated record